AUGGAUUGCACUCUUGUGAAAAAGAUCCGUUAUGGAACUCAUAAGCUGUCAGGUGAAGCCGAUGAUUGGUUGGUGGACACUCGUCUAAGGUUGGAAACUGCGGGCGAGGAGAUUACUUGGGAAGGGUUUCGUAGAGAAUUUCUGAGGAAGUAUUAUCUAGAAGAUGUGCGAGGAAAGAAAGAGAUUGAAUUCCUCGAGUUGAAGCAAGGGAACUUGUCAGUCACGGAGUAUGCUGCUAAGUUCACUGAAUUGGCUAAGUUCUAUCCUCACUAUGAUGGAGCCAAUGCCAAAUUCUCUAAGUGCAUCAAGUUUGAAAAUGGAUUGUGUCCGGAAAUUAAGAAAGUUGUGGGAUAUCAAAAGAUUCGCGUCUUUGCGGAUCUGAUUGAUAGUUGUAGAAUCUUUGAAGAGGACAACAAUGCACACUAUAAGAUCUUGUCUGAGAAGAGAGGAAGGGGUCAACACAGCCGUGGUAAGCCAUAUGAAACUCCGGUUGGUAAAGGGAAACAGAAAGUGAUUCCGGGUCGAAGAACAAGUGGGGGAGAUGCUCCUGCUAAUGUUAUCUGUUUCAAGUGUGGAAAGCCGGGUCACAAGAGUAAUGUGUGUAGGCUUGGUGAAACGAGAUGUUUCCGUUGUGGUAUGCCGGGACAUGCGGCUCGUGAUUGUAAGAAGAAGGAUGUUACUACAAAUGAAGAUGGACUUAUUCAAGGUACUUGUUUCAUUAAUAGCAUUCCUUUAAUUACUAUUAUUGAUACCGGUGCCACACACUGUUUUGUUGCUGCGGAUUGUGUUGAAAGAUUGGGUCUUUCUUUGUCUUCCUUGGGUAGAGAUAUGAUUGUUGAGGUUCCCGCUAAGGGAACAGUAUCUACGUCUCUUGCGUGUAAGAGUUGCCCCUUGUCAAUAUUUGGUAAAGAUUUUGUAGUUGAUCUUGUUUGUUUGCCGCUUGUCGGGUUGGAUGUAGUAUUGGGUAUGGACUGGUUGAAAUCCAACUAUGUCCAUAUUAAUUGCUACAACAACACUGUGAGGUUUUCUUCUGCCGAAGAAGAGGGAAGAACAUAA
Molecule: messenger RNA, 1056 nt
Organism: Lathyrus oleraceus (garden pea)
Lineage: Eukaryota; Viridiplantae; Streptophyta; Magnoliopsida; Fabales; Fabaceae
Exons: 2
Coding region: 1-1056 (351 amino acids)
Molecular function (GO): nucleic acid binding; zinc ion binding
Source: RefSeq, a predicted model, not a curated record